GGGGGCGAGGCCGAGGCCGGGCCGGGCCGGCGGGGUCCCGGGCUGAGGAGGCCGGGCCGGGGGUCCCGGCGGCGGCGGAGCCAUGACUCUGGAGUCCAUGAUGGCCUGUUGCCUGAGCGACGAGGUGAAGGAGUCGAAGCGCAUCAACGCCGAGAUCGAGAAGCAGCUGCGGAGGGACAAGCGCGACGCGCGCCGGGAGCUCAAGCUGCUGCUGCUGGGCGCUGGGGAAAGCGGGAAGAGCACGUUCAUCAAACAGCUGCGGAUAAUCCACGGGGCGGGCUAUUCAGAAGAGGAUCGCAAAGGCUUUGCCAAGCUGGUGUAUCAGAACAUCUUCGCCUCCAUGCAGGCCAUGAUCGGAGCCAUGGAGACUUUGCAGAUCCCUUAUGCCCAGCCAGAGAAUGUGGAAAACGCCAAGCUGGUCAUGGGGGUGAACGCUUCGAAGGUGGCGGCCUUGAUCAGGCCGUACGCAAACGCCAUUGAAAGCCUAUGGAGGGACACGGGGAUCCGGACCUGCUACGAGAGACGGCGGGAGUAUCACUUACUGGACUCGGCCCCGUAUUUUCUGUCCAACCUGGAGCGUAUCGCAGAGGACAGUUACAUCCCCACAGCUCAGGAUGUCCUGAGGAGCCGCAUGCCGACGACCGGCAUCAGUGCAGUCUGCUUCUCCAUGCAGGAGAUGAUCUUAAGGAUUGUGGAUGUGGGUGGGCAGAAGUCGGAGCGCAAGAAGUGGAUACACUGUUUCGAAAACGUUAUUGCCCUGAUCUACCUGGCUUCCCUCAGCGAGUACGACCAGUGCCUGGAGGAGAAUAGCGAGGAGAAUCGGAUGAGGGAGAGCCUGGCCCUGUUCAGAACCAUCCUGGAACUGCCCUGGUUCCAGAGCGCCUCCGUGAUCCUCUUCCUCAACAAAACCGACCUCCUGGAGGACAAGAUCACCCACUCGGACCUGGCUGCCUACUUCCCUAGCUUCCCAGGACCCAAGCGAGAUGCGGAGGCGGCGAAGAAGUUCAUUCUGGAGAUGUACGUGGACACCUACAAGCGAUGCUCCGCUGUCCACUGCGACGCAGGGCAGAGACCCUCCAUGAUGGCCUCCAAAUCCAGGUGCCUCUACCGCCACUACACCUGUGCCACGGAUACGCAGAACAUCCGCAAGGUUUUCAAGGACGUCAGGGAUGUGGUCUUGGUCGGCUAUUUGGACGAGAUCAACCUGCUGUGAUGGGAAGGGCUCAGGCCAGGUUCGUGCCCGGCAGUAACAUAUCAGUGCUUGGCGUUGCCAGUUCACAAGGAGACGAAUCAGCGGACGUUGGCUGCUGCUGCUCGUAAAACACACGUGGAAUGUUCCCUGAGGCUGUGUUUGGACGGGCGCCGGCCUGGUGCUGGGAGCGUGUGAGGGGAACGGUCUCACUUAAUGCCGCCUCGGCUCAGAGGUCUGUGAAGCUGCCUUUCUCACGGCGUCCUGCCAGAGUCCCUGCGAGGCUGCCUGCAAAGCGCCAUCUCAGGCCUUUCUUAGGGGUCAGUUUUACCCCUUUCUGUGGGAGAUGGGCCCAGCACUGAAUGGGGAUUGGCUCCUAUGAUGGCGUGUAGCUUCUUCAAGGGCUGUUUUCUCCAUCCCUUCGUGCUGGUGGAGGGGCUGCUUCUUGCCGGGACGCUGGGCCCAGCUUUGUUUUUAUUGUCAGGGUUUUUUUCAUGUGGAUUUAGCCCUAGGAAUAGGUGCUGGAUUGAGAGUCCUGGAGACCAAACUUCCCUGUUGAUCCACAGGCCCAGGGUAGCCUUCCCCAGCACUGCCCAGUCAAAGUCCUGCCCCUCUGACCUACGGGGUCACCUUUAAGGAUGAGAGGGGAGUUCGACCACCGUGGCUCAUUCAGUCGUUGGCCUCCUCUGCUUUCCUGCAGGGCAAAUAGGUAGUGACUCCAGCUCAGCGGGAGAUGAGAAGGCACAACUGCUGGUUGGACUCUGCCGGGAAGCUGCCGUGUGUGUGUAAUCCUUCCAGUUCCCAGGAGUCUCUAGCGUAGCAAGGCAUCAUGGGGGACGGCACCUCAUGUUCUGAUGCUCAGAGGAAGGCAUGAGCAGUGAUGUGAGCGAGUGUCUCUUCUGAUGGGAGGACAACCACCUCCCGGAGAAGGAGUGGGAACUUCUCCAGAGGGAGCUGGAGCAGGUGUCUGGUCCCACCGUCCGCAAAACCAUCUCCCGAGACAGGAGACCCAGCCUGAGCCUCUGAGCACGGGCAUUCAGCCAGAGUGGAGGGGUGAAUUGAAUAGGGACUGUUGUGAAGGCCAAUUUAUGAAGCAAUCUUUAUGGGGUUGGGGGGAAAUUAUGUUAACCCCCCAAUCAAUUCUCUUAUAGUUGUCUGCAGUUCUCUUCCUUCUGGUAUCUGCAAACCACACUACAGCACCUCCUUAAAGAUCCUUCUAGUUCAGCGGUUCUCAAAUGUUUGUAUGGGUGACCUCUUUCAGACAGCAAGCCGCUGAGUGCGACCCCCCCCCCCUUAUAAAUUCAAACCACAUUUUUUUAUAUUAAACACUAUUAUAAAUGCUAGAGGCAAAGCGGGGUUUGGGGAUGGAGGCCGACAGCUCGCGACCCCUGGAGGGGACACAACCCCCAGUUUGAGAACCUCUGUCUAGUUCAUAUGUUUGCAUUGAUACGGGCUUUCUGCUGAAAUGUGAAA
This is a messenger RNA of Trachemys scripta elegans, 2662 nucleotides long. Its product is annotated as guanine nucleotide-binding protein subunit alpha-11. Gene Ontology annotation, biological process: phospholipase C-activating dopamine receptor signaling pathway; adenylate cyclase-modulating G protein-coupled receptor signaling pathway; action potential. Gene Ontology annotation, cellular component: heterotrimeric G-protein complex. The record is from RefSeq and is a predicted model, not a curated record. Gene Ontology annotation, molecular function: G-protein beta/gamma-subunit complex binding; guanyl nucleotide binding; GTPase activity. The transcript has 7 exons. NCBI's taxonomy places the organism in Eukaryota, Metazoa, Chordata, Testudines, Emydidae. Bases 83 to 1213 code for a protein of 376 amino acids.